Molecule: messenger RNA, 1133 nt
Organism: Drosophila miranda
Lineage: Eukaryota; Metazoa; Arthropoda; Insecta; Diptera; Drosophilidae
Product: ras-interacting protein RIP3-like
Exons: 3
Coding region: 530-1123 (197 amino acids)
Source: RefSeq, a predicted model, not a curated record
CGAAGACGUCGCCUUACGCAAAGCCUUCAGCCAGACAUAUCUGGACAUGUGAUCGAGGACUAUUAGUAUGACCACAUUGCCACUUCGAGUCCUCGGAUAUGGACCCAGGAAAUCCAGGUGUUACAAUCAGCCACAUAUGCCUUCACCUGCACGGUCAUCCGGGGCCAAUAAUAGAACUGUCGCAGCCGUCCCAGUGUCCUCGCGAUUCCUCCAUGCAUUGCCACAUCGCUGUCGUGAGCCUGUUGGAUCAGUGUGCUCGUCAGGGCUUCCGGGAUCCAUAGCUUCCACGAAAACUCCUCUAAUUCCGGCCGGCCAAAUUGUGUGCGCUUAAACAGCAGUCAUUCCUCCACCUUCAGGUCUGGGAAUUCAUCCUCAUCGCUCUGGACCGACUCAAUUUUUCUUCGGUAUUCUUCAUCCUCGAAGGCUGUGGUGUCGAACUCCAGGAAGUCGAUAGCGUCCACGUCAGAUUGCGGCUGGAUCGGCCGGAGUAUCCGGCCAAAGCUACUCGGGGGGACCCUCUUCAUCCGGAAUGGGCGGCAUGGCAAUGUCCCAGCAGCCGCAGCACAAGGCCGCGAAUCAGCCAGGACCUGCAGCGCUGCUUCCACAGCAGCAGCAGCAUCCGCGUCAUCCUUCGCCAGCGACAGUGCCCAGGGUCAUAGCCGAGGCAGCAGCUCUGGCUGGAGCUGGGGCUGGCAUCGACAUUGGCCUGCACGCCCAUGGAUAUCUGCCCAGUGCCACGGAAAUGACCAUCGGACACAUUUACCAGGAGCUCAUGGGCAUGAAUUUCAAUCAGGCCAAUAUACAGCAGCAGCAGCAGCAACACCACCACCACCAGCAGCAGCAGCACCACCACCAGCAGCAGCAGCAGCAGCACCACCACCAGCAGCAGCAGCAGGCGGCUCUGAAGCAGCAGCAGCAGGCGGCUCUGAAGCAGCAGGCGGCUCUCCUCUCCUACGGCCAAAAGGCCGUAACAGCAACUGGCAUAGUCCCUGACCCACGCGACGUAUGUUCUCAAAGCGGUGUUUCUUGCGUAUCGUGCCCGUUUGCGUCGCCAGGUCCACUUCUGGGACAACUAGAGUACGGCCAGGACAUUACACUCCACACCCACAGAUUAGAUGACUAGUUUUAAAAUA